CAAAUUCAGAAAUGAAAGUGUAAUGGACUAAAUUUUUGUUAUUCAGUUCAUUACAUUAAUAUGAAUACAAAAAUCAAGUAAAGAGCAAUUUGUCCAUUCUGUUCAUAUCACUUUGGUGAAAGUAGUAUUGCAGUUGCUUUGUUUUAAAUGUCAAAAGCGUUUCUUAUAAUAAUUUUGUUUUGUUUUAUUUUGCAAUAAUGGAUUUAUCAACUGAUAAUUUAUUGGAUCAGCAGCAACAAAUUAAUUCCUAUGUUUUACAAAAUUUGUCAGAUAUUUUAGACCUUGAAAACGUGAAUUUAGAUAAUGAAGAAACUUGGCUAUGUGAUACAGAACGCAAAACAAAUAUUGAAUGUAGAGGAUGGCUCUAUAAAGAAAUGAAUUGUAUUUCGAAAAAGAACUUAGUUGCACAUUUAAAGUCUGCCAAGAAUAUUGAUACAAGGACCUUUACUCGGCCAAAAAGAAGACUGAUUCGGCCCAGCAUAGAACAAUAUGAACAACUCUAUAACAGUAGCAGUGACACAACUGAAAUGUCGUCUUCCACUGAGAUUUUAUUUAGUUCUGGUCUCAAAUUAUCUGAAAAAGUUGAAGAGGAACCAGAACCUACACAGGAUUAUUUUACUAAAAAACCUCUUCAUUUUGAUUUGUCUCAACCCAUAAACAAUUUUGAUAGUUUUAUGUUAAAUUCUAGUGAGUUCGACUCCUUUCAAAAUAUGUCACCCCCAAGUCUGGUCAACUCUUUGUGUUCUUCAACAUUUGCCAAUUUAAUGGAAAAUAGUUUUAUAAAAAAUGAUCCUGUGUUAAGAGAGAUUAGAGAUAAAGAUUUUACAGAAACUGCUUUGCUACAAGACACAGAAGCACCUAUAUUCCAGUCUAUAACUGAAAGUUGUAGUAGCAUUAAUUCUGACAGCCCAGAAAAUUUUCUGAAGAAAGUGUCCACAAAUCACUCUUUUAGAAAGAAUAUGUUAGAAAAUAGUACUGUGUCUGAUACAGUACAAGAAAAUGGCAGUGAUAAUAGCAACAAUUCAACCUUUAAAAUUGGAUCCAAUAUGUUAGAAAGCACAUUCUCAAAAGGACAACUUAAUUCAGUAAAGACUAUUGACGAAUCAAAAUCUGGUGCGGGAGCUGCCCAAUUCACUUCUCCAAAAGUUGAGAUUUCCACAAAUCAUAAUGGUACUUACAGAAGAACUCCAAAACUAAAUGGUACAUUCAGGAAAUCUGAUCUUAAGAAAAACCGCCUAUCGUUAAAUUUAACUUAUGAAAUGCAUAAAGACAACUUCUUGGAUAGCAAUACAUCAAAGAGUGUGGAAAAAGAUUUGAGUCAACUUUCUUCUGAAGACUUAAGUCAUUCAAGAUCAAGUGCAACAAUGAUUCUACCUAGCAAUAGCAUAGAAGAUAUGAAGAAGCGUUACUCCUUGUCUGAUGUUCAUAAACCAGAUCUGAAUAAGUUAAAUUAUUGUGUGGAAGAGAAAGUAAACCAAAUAAAUUCUGCUUAUAAGGAUGGGGAAUUAAAUAGGACUGUUAACAUCAAAAGAUCUUCUUUAGGGUCAGCGGACAGUUUGGACAGAAUGAGCAGCCUAUCAAGCAGUAGUAAAGGUUCUAAUAAAAUGUUGAAUAUGGCAGAUAUUGAUGCUAUUGUUGAAAUGCAAGAAAGAACCUUAAAUCAGGCAAUGUCCACACCCAAGCCAAAUAUAGGGGCCAAAAAAAUUUGGGAGAAUACUUUAUUAUCUCCAAUUGUCAGAGGAACUAGGGAACACCUGUCAGAUUCUGAGCUAUCAUCAGAAGAAUACAAAAGUGUGCGGUCAACAUUAUCAUCCAAGACCUCCAUAGAGAAUUAUCCUAAGCAUCCAACAAAAAGCAUGGGUUAUUUGGCUGAAGGCACUGAAAUCAAACAGAAAACAACGGGGCAUACUUUGUACACGCUAGCUAGUCAAAAGCCGUUACAGGCGCUUUCGAAUAAUAUUAGGGGAUCUUAUGGAAAUUUGAAAACAAUACACACGAAUAUUGGAGGAUCCCACACCACCCUGUAUAGACCGAGCAAUCUGGUGAGAGCACCGUCGCAGACCAAUUUGAGAAUAAUGGGAAAUCAACUGAAAGGAUCUUAUACAAGUUUAAAACCCAUCAGUGCCAACUUACCUGUUGUGCCACCAGCAGAGACAAACUUAAAGAACCAUGCUCAACUGAGAAAGACUACAGAGGUGUCAUUAUCGAAAGAGAAGGCCGGUGCAUUUCUUAAACCUCAAAUACCUCGAAGUAGCGGUUUACCCAGGCCUACGGGAAUACCCAGACCCGCCUCCCGAAUUCCGGGACCUCGAAGUAGUAACGUAAGGCCUUCAUACUCAAGGAGCUCAAAUUACUGACGAAUAAUUUUAAGAAAACAAUCGUGCCUUAGUGACUGCUUUGUCACAUAUCUAAAUCCGUACGUCAUGUAACAUAUCUUUUUGAAUAAAUUUUUUAUUAUAAUUUGUU
Molecule: messenger RNA, 2466 nt
Organism: Cylas formicarius (sweet potato weevil)
Lineage: Eukaryota; Metazoa; Arthropoda; Insecta; Coleoptera; Brentidae
Exons: 7
Coding region: 198-2357 (719 amino acids)
Source: RefSeq, a predicted model, not a curated record